Molecule: messenger RNA, 1097 nt
Organism: Falco peregrinus (peregrine falcon)
Lineage: Eukaryota; Metazoa; Chordata; Aves; Falconiformes; Falconidae
Gene: THAP7
Product: THAP domain containing 7
Exons: 5
Coding region: 81-998 (305 amino acids)
Biological process (GO): regulation of DNA-templated transcription
Cellular component (GO): nucleus
Source: RefSeq, a predicted model, not a curated record
UGGAUUUGAGAGUCCCGCGGCGUCUCGCGAGAGCCGGGGCUGGGCGGUGGGGGCGGUGGCGGCGGGAUGGGAGCGCCGAGAUGCCCCGUCACUGCUCUGCUGCCGGCUGCUGCACCCGUGACACUCGGGAGACCCGCAACCGAGGCAUCUCCUUCCACCGGCUGCCCAAGAAGGACAACCCGCGGCGGGCACUGUGGCUGGAGAACAGCCGGCGGCGGGACGCGAGCGGAGAGGGCCUGUGGGACCCGGCCUCCAAGUACAUUUACUUCUGCUCCCAGCACUUUGAGAAGAGCUGCUUUGAGAUAGUCGGCUUCAGUGGCUACCACCGUCUCAAGGAAGGGGCCGUGCCCACCGUCUUUGAAUUUUCCUCCCCCAAACCCCCCCGGGCCACCAAGCUGAAGCCCCCCGCGCCCAAGAGUGACACCCCAAAACCCCUUCGGGCUACCAGGAGGUGGAGGCAGGACCCCACUCCUUCCCCCCCGGACCCCCCCUUUACUGCUGACGUCUCCUGCUUCCCGGGGGAAGGCGAAGACCCUGGUGCCCCCCCGGCCGGUGACCACGGGGGUGUCCCAGCCCUUCCCGGCCCUUCAGGUGCCCGUGGCCCCCUCCCAGAAAGCCUUUUGGUGGCCACAGGGGACGGAGAAGCCACGGCCACCCCGGCUCUGCCCGAAGGUGCCCCCCCAGCCCCUCCUCGCCCCGUAUCCCCCUCCCUUUACAUGCUGCGGCUGCCACCGCCGGUGGGAGCGUACAUCCAGAGUGAGCACAGCUACCAGGUGGGCAAUGCCCUGCUUUGGAAACGUCGUGCCGAAGCCGCCCUUGACGCCCUCAGUAAAGCCCAACGGCAACUCCAAGCUUGUAAACGACGCGAGCAACGCCUGCGGCUUCGCGUGGGGGAGCUCCAGCAGGAACAACGUGGCCCCCUCGAGAUCCGCCGCACCCCCAAAGAAUCCCCCCCACGGAUGGUGGAGCUGCAGCUCCUCGGGGAUGGCACCAAGUGAAGGGUUCCCGAUGGAUGCAUAGCUCUUCUCCUCCUCUUCCCCGCCCCACUGCCACUGGGAAGGUUUGUAAAUAAAAGAUUUCACCUUUUCUAUGAAAAA